This is a messenger RNA of Dioscorea cayenensis subsp. rotundata (Guinea yam), 1923 nucleotides long. RefSeq lists its product as uncharacterized. The coding region runs from base 99 to 1724 and encodes 541 amino acids. NCBI's taxonomy places the organism in Eukaryota, Viridiplantae, Streptophyta, Magnoliopsida, Dioscoreales, Dioscoreaceae. The transcript has 6 exons. The record is from RefSeq and is a predicted model, not a curated record.
AUAUACCGGACACUUUCAAUCUCCGUUUUCUUGCCCUUUCGUCCUCUUCAAGAGCCAACCCAAACCUUCGCACCGAUUUGCUGCUCCUCCGGCCGGCCAUGGGAGCAUCGUCUUCAACCCAGACCUCCUCCUCCUCCUCCUCCAACGCUCAUCAAGAAGAGGAGUCACUCGCCGCCUCUACCACUCCUCUCCCCCUCCUUCGCGCUGCUUUCUCCAACCUCUCCGUUCCGUCUGCUCUUCAACGAGCAUUCUCCCUCCCUGCCUACCAAACCCUACCUCCUCACGCCUCCUUCUCUGUUCCUGGCUUUUUCCCGGGAAUCUUGUCGCAGAUCGGUCCUUCCGUUGUCGAUCUCUUCUUCUCUCCAUCAACCGAUGAUGGCGACAUUGAUUGGCUUGGCUUCCUUCGUGGUUACAACCGCUGCUGCGCUCGGGCUUCAGCUUCUUCCUCUCUUGCCACACUUCUCCGCCUCUACUCCAUGGCGUGCUCCAAAGCCGGGAUCCCUACCAAACUAAGUUUCGAUCUGGAUGAUCCUAUUGAGGGCAAGAUCGAUGGGUCUCUUGGGGCGUCUGAUCUGCUUGCGCUUCUCUGGGUUUGUUGGAUCAUGGGACGGUUGUUGAAGGUUUCAAACGGUGGGGAGAUAGGGAAGGGUGUUGUCGUGCUUCCCGAUGUGAGCCAUUUGGUGAUCUCUGCUUUGGUGGCUUGUGGUGAGAUCGAGGAUGAUGAGGGUAUCUGGGAUUUUGAUGUUGCUGGGUCGGAGAAGUGUGUCACGGCGCAGAAGUUUUGUAUGUGGGUGCUUUCCACGGCGCCAAACCUCGUCCAUUGCUUUUCUCAGUAUGUGCAGGAGCGGGUUCGAGCUUGUGCAUCGGAAGAGGGUGAUGCAAACUCCAGUUUACCCAUCACUGACAAUGCCACCUUGAGAGAUAAUAUUGAUACCUAUCUCCUUACAUGUGGAAGAGCAUGGGCAAUAUCUCUUACACUAAGAAACAUUGGAGGUGUAGAACUUUUGGGGCAAUGUUUUUAUGGAAUAGGUAGCGAAUUACCGGAUAAUCUCCUAUACAGGUCAUCAAUUCAUGGUAAGGGUUUGACCAGGUUCUGGUCCAAUGUUGAAGGUUAUCAUGGCCCUUUGCUUUUUCUACUUGCUGCUAGUUCAGCAAAUACCAAUGAGGGCAGUGACAGUGCUAAAAAGUGGAUUAUUGGUGUACUAACUGGACAGGGAUUUGAAAACAGAGAUACAUUUUUUGGAAGCUCUGGAAAUCUUUAUGCUAUAAGCCCAAUCUUCCGUGUGCUUUCACCUUUAGGGAAAGACAAAAAUUUCAUAUACUGCCGCUUGCAUCCUUCUGUUAGGGUCUAUGAACCACAUCCUAAGCCUGUUUGCUUGGCAUUUGGAGGAACCAUGGGGAACGAGAGGAUACAUAUUGAUGAAGAUUUUGCUAAAAUUACAAUUCGUCACCAUGCAGUUGACAAGACUUACCAACAUGCUCCUCUUAUCCCCAAUCAGGGUUUCUUAGCCGUAGAGGCUUCAGUGCUGGAUGUUGAAGUGUGGGGUCUCGGCGGGAAAGCAGUGAAGGACCAACAAGAUAAAUAUAAGAAGCGGGAGACGCUCUUUUCAGAGCAAAGACGGAAGGUUGAUCUAAAAACUUUUGCUAGCUGGGACGAUUUACCGGAGAAGAUGAUGAUGGACAUGAUGUCUGACCCAAAUACAGUUAAAAGGGAGGACCGUUAGAUGAAAAGUUGGAUCAUUCAAUGUAUGCAUCUUUCACUACUAUGGCUUCUGUCUGUAGUAUAACAUAAACACACAGCUUGUAAUUUAUAGGAGUUAAACCCGGUGUAAAAUUUGUAAAAAACGAUCACACAUGUUACCAGUAUGAAUAAGAGUUUUUAUAAUUUAGAAUGUGCAAAGAUGAUGUCUUUUUUUACUGAUA